GGCAUUGCAGAAGAGAAAUUAAAUGCGAAAAGAAGAAGAAAUGCUCAAAAAGUUUUUUACAGGGCUAUCUCGAAAAUUUUCCAGGGUAGAUGUGUCAGAUCUAGUUCUGAUCCAGCUAAUCAGGUUUCUGAUGCACUCUGA
Dentiscutata erythropus is the source of this 141-nucleotide messenger RNA. Lineage: Eukaryota; Fungi; Glomeromycota; Glomeromycetes; Diversisporales; Gigasporaceae. The record is from the annotation of a GenBank genome assembly.